CGAAUUAAUUCAGUUCCCUACAACGCAAAACAGAAACAUACGUCUAUACGUUUUUGUGUUGACCGCACGCAUAAUGUGGUAAGAAUGGUGAAUUACGAAUCUUCAAGGAUGUAUAACAAAGCAAUAACAAUGAAGAUUUUUUUAUUAAUUAUCUUCACAAUCGCAUCAUCAACUGCUGAUAAAAGAUGCAGGGGUAUUUAUUUUGGUGAUAAAUAUUACAAUUUACAUCUUAUCAAAGAAGGCAUCAACAAAAUUGACAAUUUAAUACUUAACCGUAAUGAUGAUAUUUUAUAUUUUACAUUUGAAGAUUUGACUACAACACCAAAUAGACUGGUUGGUUAUAUUAAUAUGGAUACGAAAGAAACAAAAGUUAUUGAUGGCAUAAAUAAUGCCACGUCUAUUGCAAUUGACCAGAGAUUAAAUAAAGUUUUUAUUGGUAGUCAAAAUGGACUUUACAAGAUAAAUGACAUGAAACAAGUCGAAAGACUACCUAUACAAGAUAACAUAGUAAAUCUACAUUUCAAAGAUGUUUUGUAUUUUAUAAAUAUAAAUGGUGAUACGUUUAUAUUCGAAGACGGUUUCGGUGCAAUCGUUCAAGAGCUACAGGGUGUUAAAGUUGAAGAAUUAAUAAUUGAUAACGAUAAUAAUAUGUUUUUUGUGAGAAAUAAUACAUUAUUUAGAAUUAAAUUAGGUACAAAAGCUAUAAAUAUACAUGAAAAAAUUUACGUCGAUGUAAUAAGUACUGAUAUACAUACAAAAGCUUAUAUUUGUAGUAAAACUGGUGUUUUCGUGUAUAAUAAAUAUAAAUUUGCAUUAGAUAAAGUUUCUGAUAUGAAUUUUUUGAAAGGUUUAACAUUUAAUAAAGCGAAUGAACCGAUUUAUGCAGCAAAAGAUUUGAUAAUAAAACUCAGUGAGAAUCCGAUACCUUGUUUUGAAGAUUAAUACAAUGACU
This is a messenger RNA of Papilio machaon (common yellow swallowtail), 952 nucleotides long. RefSeq lists its product as uncharacterized. Bases 85 to 942 code for a protein of 285 amino acids. The transcript is spliced from 2 exons. NCBI's taxonomy places the organism in Eukaryota, Metazoa, Arthropoda, Insecta, Lepidoptera, Papilionidae. The record is from RefSeq and is a predicted model, not a curated record.